Messenger RNA from Pseudonaja textilis, 3031 nucleotides. RefSeq names its product nucleolar and coiled-body phosphoprotein 1 (gene NOLC1). Gene Ontology annotation, cellular component: nucleolus; nucleoplasm. NCBI's taxonomy places the organism in Eukaryota, Metazoa, Chordata, Lepidosauria, Squamata, Elapidae. The record is from RefSeq and is a predicted model, not a curated record. Gene Ontology annotation, molecular function: protein binding.
GCAUCCGGCGCGGCGACUGCGUCUUCCGGCGAAAAGAUGGCGUCGGAGCGUGCUGUGCCGAGUGACUUGUUCCCGCUGGUGCUUGGUUUCUUGCGGGAAAACCAUUUCGAUGGGGCGGCGCGGGCUUUUAAGAAAGCGGCUGGAGUGACUGAGCAAGAUCCAAAUGCUGCUUCUCUCCUUGAUAUCUUCAGUUAUUGGCUAAAAUCACCUAUUGCAAAAAAACAGCAAGCAUUUGCAAAUGGGUCUCCUGCAAAGAAGACAAAGAAAGAAUCGUUAUCUAGAUACAAAAGUUCCAGUGAAAAUGAAAUCCCUCCAGUCAAAAAACAAGCUGCAAAACCAGUAACUCUGCCCCCAAUACCAAUAAAGGCAACUCCAGGCAGUUCUGAGAGCAGCAGUGCUGAUACCAGUGACUCCACAGACUCUGAGCAAGAAGGGAAGAAACCAGCAAAGAAGGGAAUAGUUCUCCAAUCAACUAUUCAAAAAACAAAGCCCCAGGAGACAUCUCAGAGUUCAAGUUCGGAUUCAAGCAGCUCAGAAGAUGAAACUCCAAAGCACCAACCACCAAAGUCAGGAGGAGCCCCAAAAGUCGUAAAACUGGCUUCUAUAUCAGCAAAACCUACCCAUGUGAUGUCCAAAACUACCAAUGGCAAAGCAGAGAGUAGCAGCAGCAGUGGUGAGAUGAGUAGUAGUGAGGACUCCAGCUCUGAAGAGAAUCAGCCUGUCAAAGGUAAACUGAAGAAACUUCCACACUGUAAAAACAACACUGCUCAGCCACUUCCGGUUAAAACCAAGCAUGUAAAGAAGAGCAACAGUGAGACUUCUUGUGACAGUUCAGAACAUGAAAAACUAGCCUCAAAGCCCAAGCGUGGAGAGUACUCUGCUGUGCCACCCCCUUUAGCCACAGAAUCAAGGAAAGGCAAAGCACACCUCAUUAAAAAGAUCUUGAAGAAGAAGGAAAAGAAUAAUGAGAAAAAAAAGCAAGUGUUCACAAAGAGACCAUCAACUCAAGGGUCUGUGAUUAAAAAAGCAUUUGCCCUCAAAUCUCUUCCUGUUUCUAUCCAAAAAGGAAAUACUUCUUUAGGGAGUGAUUCAGAGUCUAGCUCUGAAGAAGAAAAGAAAGUUUUGGUCAAAUGCUCUGCUAAAGCUUUUUCAGCAAAUUGUGCUGCUAAAUCAGUUCCAUCCAAGAAAGUGAGCAGUUCCUCUGAUACCUCAGAUUUUGAUAGUUCUGACAGCAUUCCUGAGAAAUUUGCAGUUAGGACAGGCAUAAAUAAAAUUAAGAAACCUCUUGGAGUGCUGGCAAAGAAAGUAGAAAGUAGUGUUGAAGAUAAGAAAGUUCAUAAAAUAAAAGACACAAAGGCUGUCAAAACAACACCGAAAUCCAGCACCCCUGUCUCUAAACCGAAGACUUCUGAGUCAAGCAGUGAAGAACAGACUCAGCCAUCCCAGAAAGCAGCUAACAAACUCUCAGUGGGUAGCAGUUCGAUCAUUAGCAAGCAAGCCCCAGCUGAGAUCAGGACCUCUUCUGAGAGUUCCACCAAUGAACAAUUUAAAAUAUCUGAUAAAAGAGAAAAAAAGAGAGGACAAAAUAACUGCAAAAUAGCAAAAAAAGUGUUAAAAACCUCAGCCAACUUUGUGGGCAAAACAUCAAAGACUCCAACAUCUGAAGUACUGAGCUCAGCAAACAGUAGUAAUUCUGAUGAAGAGGCUACAAAGGAAGGCUUAUCAAAAAAAAAGCGGAAAAGGAAAGGUGAACAAGAAUUGGAGACACCAGACAUCAAGAAGAUGAAAGUCAGAAGUCCUCAUACAUUUCCAAAAUCAAAGCAGCAAUCCAGUCCUUUUCGCAGAAUAAGAACAGAAGAAAUAGAAAUAGAUGUGCGAGUAGCUAACAAUUCCUUUGAUGCCAAGAAAGGAGCUAUAGAUGACUGGGGUAAAAAAGCAAACGAUGUUCUGAAGUUUACAAAAGGUAAAUCCUUCCGACAUGAGAAGACAAAGAAGAAAAGGGGAAGUUAUUGUGGUGGCACUAUCUCUACACAGAUAAACUCCAUCAAAUUUGAAAGUGACUAACUUUCCGCCACAUUGGGAAGAGGAUCCCAAUUAAAUGAUGAAAUGUCAUGGAUGACUCUUCUACAACCUGUUGUCUUCAUUUCUGAUGGGAGAUGGUUGCCAGUUUUCUAUGUGCUAAUGUGACUUUUAAUGGAGGUGUGGGAUUGAGUCCUUUGGAUUUCUCAGAAGUUUCUAAUUUUGCAUCGUUUUAUGUUACAGCACACUUGAUAACAUGAUAAAUAAACAUACCUUACUUCUAAUUCUUACUCUUCCUCUGAUGCUCAUAUAUAUGGCAGGGAUCAAAUACAUCUUCAAUUAUGCAUAUUGUGAUCUUAAAUUUUAAAUUCCUCCUAGAAAUAAAACCAACUGUUCUUCAUUAAUAACAGUUUCUAAACCCAAGUAUGUGUCAUUAAGCAUGGCUCUUGUUUCUGAGAAUCACUGCUUUCCGAAACUCAUUGUGGUUAUAGAGUUCAAUAGAGAAAAAUCUAAAAGAACUAUCAAGUUUUGAUUUUUACAUUAUGUUUGGUGGGCAGAAAUUUUAUUUAAAUAUAGACUUAUAAUAUAUUUUCAUGAGAUUUAUAAAUGAUUGUGGUCAACUCAGAAUAACAUAUCUAACACCUAUUGUCGGGCCCAAGCAAUCAAAUCCAUUUGUGAAAGGUUCAAGUCAGCUUCUUUAUUGCAUUCUACCUAUAUUACAAGAAUCUCCCCACUCUGCUUGGGAAUGAACAGAUAAGGUCCCAUGAACUUGGGAUACAGUUAGGCUAAUGGCUUUUCUGGCUGUAUAAGGACUCAUGGCUAGCUUCCCACUUGACCCCCUCUUCACCUGGCUGAGAGUUUCCCAAUAUUUUAUGUUUACAAAGGCACAUGGAUAAUGUGACUAUACAAUGUGAUAUUAGGCCCUCACGACAUGUAAAAUACCAUGAUCAUAAAGUUAGUACUAUUCAUUUACAUAUGUAUGCCUAAUUAUGCAUAUAUGCGUAAUUAUGCA